Messenger RNA from Pocillopora damicornis (cauliflower coral), 1988 nucleotides. RefSeq names its product ras-related protein Rab-29. Gene Ontology annotation, molecular function: GTP binding; GTPase activity. NCBI's taxonomy places the organism in Eukaryota, Metazoa, Cnidaria, Anthozoa, Scleractinia, Pocilloporidae. Gene Ontology annotation, cellular component: trans-Golgi network; Golgi apparatus; lysosome. Gene Ontology annotation, biological process: phagosome-lysosome fusion; endosome to lysosome transport. The record is from RefSeq and is a predicted model, not a curated record.
CUUCCGGUGAAUCUUAGAGUCACGUGAAUCGGUAGGAAUGGCGUUCGUAGUUAGGUCUAGGUCUAUUUAGGGAAAUACAGUUUUUAACAAUGUCAGAACUACUUUUUAAGGUGAUCAUAAUAGGUGAUGCUACCGUAGGAAAAACAAGCUUUGUCAAACGUUAUGUAAAUAACCAUUCAGGACCAGGACGGGAGUAUAAACCAACUGUAGGAGUUGAUUUUGCUUUGAAAGUCAUCAAAUAUUCAGAUGAUACUACAAUACGACUUCAGUUGUGGGAUAUUGCUGGGCAGGAAAGAUUUUCAACGAUGACAAGAGUCUACUACAAGGGAGCUGCAGCUUGUGUCAUAAUGUUUGAUCUGACCAGUCAACAGACAUUUAAUAGUACAAUAAAAUGGAAGAGAGACCUGGAUAGCAAAUGUACUCUUCCUAAUGGAAAGACAAUCCCAUGUAUAUUAGUAGGAAAUAAGAGUGAUUUAUCAAGCACAAGACCCAUUGAGAAAGAAGCAAUUGACAACUUAUGUAAAGAAAAUGGCUUCUUGGGUUGGACAGAGAUGUCAGUCAAAGAAGAUGUCAAUGUAUCAGAGACAAUGGAUUACUUAUUAGCAGAACUGUUAGACAGCUAUAAAAACAAUGAAGAAAAAGUUGCUCAGAACAACACCAGUACUGAUCAAGGAGGAUUUAUUGAACUCACAAGUCACAGGAUCACUAAAGAAAAUGCCAGCAGAUCAGGAUGUUGUUAAGUUAGCUCAUAAAAAAUAGAAUAACUGAUCAAGAUUUCUGUUUGAUUUUUUAACUGGUUAUAGUGAAUUCAUCCCUCCUUGUACCAUGUGGGAGAAUUUUAUAGAGUGAUAUAUCAAGGGUAGCCUGACUGUAUAUCAAGCAUAUUUUUUUAAAAGUGAAUGUUAUUUUUUGAGGAAGUGUUGAAGCCACCAUGUCAGAAUUUUAAAAGUAAGAAAUCAUGGAGUGGGUGAAAAAAGUCUACUUGCUAGUGGGGAGUGGGGAGGGUGUACUAGUGAAGGGUAAAGGGGUCCAAACCCUUUCACUCCCACACUGGUUUUUUUUUCACCAGGCCUCCCUCCUUCUGCCCUUUCAUCAUGGGGUCAUGGGAGGGGGUUGAGGAGUGUACUACUGAAGGGUAAUGGGGUCCCAACCCUUCCACUCCCACACUGGUUUUUUUCACCAGGCCUCCCCUCUUCUGCCCUUUUAUGGGGUGGUAGGGUAUAAUGCAUAUGUGUGAUUAUCAUUUAACCAUCUAAAUUAUAUUUUUGUUACAGGAAAAAAGGUAUAGAGGGUGGGAAAUCAUUAAUUUAGUUUCAGGGAAGAGGGUUUUAUAGAAAAUAAAAUUAAUGAUAAUGUAUAUAAUACAGUUUAUAUCAGUGUUUCAGGAAAAGUAGGCAAUAUGCAUUUGUGCAUGUUUACGCAGAGCUUACAUUUAAUAAUGUUUGCAAUGAUCUUGAUUUGCUAACCAUGCACAGUCGAUCAUACCAACCAUUAAGGAAAUUUUGAGUCGUCACCAGUGCUUUCAAGCAGGCUGUAUUCAAUCUUUCAUUCCAGGCAUAAAAUCAUUUUCCCCUAAAAUUUGUCACUAGUUUUUAAGAAGUGUCAUUGUUUUGCAUGAUAGUGGUUUUCACUCAGCUUUGUUUUUUGAGUGCUCAUUAAAUACUAUAGCAUGUAAAAUCUACACAGUCUGCUUGCUGAAUACAAUUACAUCACAAGGUUGAUUUUUUUUUUUAAUUUAAAUGUCUUCUAUUUUAUAAAAAAAUGAUUAAACAUACAAAGUAAAAAAUGAAGAUAUUUAUAUUAUGGAAGAAGAAUUGAACAAAGAAAGUUUAUGCAGCUGAUCAGUCAAUUCAAUGAAGUGAUUUGCAGUUGUUAUAAAAUAAUAAGGAAUUGCCUAAAAAUUUAUUUAAAAAAUUAUAACUUAGGCACAUGCAUACAGAGAUUUUCCAUGUACAAUUAAGAUAUUAUUAAACGUUGUUAUACAGUUU